UAUGGAAGAAGACGUCUAUGUUCAACAAUUGCGGGAAGUAUUCAAUAGUUGCGAUGAAAGACAAAUAGGCUUUUUAGACGAACGUGGUGUUUCCGAGUUGUGCAAUAAACUACAAAUAGAACAAUAUUUGAAUGAAAUCCUUACUAAUCUAGCCGCCAAAUGCAAUGAUCGAGAAUUUGGCAUACAGUUUCACCAAUUUAAAGAAGCAUUUGUUGAAGUUUUAGAUGGAGUAUAUAAUACAUUAGAAGGAGAAGAGGAGGAACGAGAAGAGGAAGAACGAGAAGAUAAGAAGGAGGAAGAAUGCGAAAAACAAGAUCGAGAAGGGCAACAGCUAUCGAUAGAAGUUUACGAAGGUGAACGAAAUACGAAGGAAAAUAGGGCAAAGAAAAAAAGGCAAUGUGGUAACUUUAAAGAGUGUGAAGAAGAAAGAGCAGGAGAAGGAGGAGGAGGAGGAGGAGGAAGAAUUGAUGAUGCACAAGAUUUAUGUAUAUUAGAAGAAAGAAUAAAGAGACAAGAGACGGAGGGGAUUUGGUUUCUUCCAAUAGGAAUACUAGAUCAGGGAAACGUUUCAUCGGAAGAGAGUGUUCAUGAACAAGUAAGAUUAAUAUGGGACGAGUUACGAGUUGGUAUAGACGGCUAUUUAGAUAUGAAAGAAUUAGGUGUCGUUUGUAAUCAUAUUGGCAUGGAAGAGAUGGAUGAUUCGGAUAUAGACCGAUUAUUUAAUCGUUUGGAUAAAGAUAAGGAUGGCCGAGUUAGCUUUUACGAAUUUCUGCAGGGUAUUUAUAAUAGGUCGAGAACAGAGAGUAAAAUCGAUUUGUUACCAAACGAUAAUGCAUCUAUAUUUACCGAACUUGAUAAUAAUAAAUCUGGUUUUGCAAAAUCAUCAGAAGUAAUAAAACAUUGGAAAAAUUUGGGAAUUGAAAAUGGCGAAAAAAUUCUUAAUAUUUUUGGAGUAACAACACCAACUGGGGACGUUAACUUAAAAGAAUUAUCAGAAUGCUUAGAGCAAGAAAUGUUGACAGUAGUCCUUAGUAGCGACGUCUAUUCUGCAGCCUUGGCGUCUUUUAAAAGAGAAUUGCAUCACUUAAGAAUACUUUUGGAUGAUAGAGAGAAUGAAAAGAAGCAUUUAGAAGAGAAUCUUAAACUGACAAAUGCAAGACUACGCCACUUUCUUGAGGAAAGCGACGAAAGACAAUUUGAUAUGGAUAAUGCUAGAAAAGAACAAUUAAAGUUACUGGAGAAUAAAUACGAAGAUCAAGUAAAAUCUUUAAGAAAUCAGAUGAGGAGAGAAAAGAAUGAAAAAUUAGCAUCAACAUAUCAACAAUUGGCAGUUGCUGAGGAUCAAUUAAAAGAUUGUAGAAAAUCCGAAAAAGAACUCAAAAGUCAAUUAAGCCUUUGUCAGAAGGAAUUGAAAAAGGCCGACAACGAUUUAAAAGAAGUUAUUGUCAAGUGUAAUAACUUGAAGGAGGAGAAUAUUUGCCAAAAGGAAGAGAUUGAUCUCAUGCUUAGGGCUGAACGGGAGUUAAGAGAAAGUGAACAAAGAAGGGAGAAUAGUAGAGAAGAACAAAUUCGGCUCAGUAAAUACAAAAUUAACGAAUUACAAAAGGAAAAAUUGGCUCUCCAAGAUAACAUUGACGAGUUAUCCAUAGAAUUAGCCGAAUUAAAAUCUCAAAAAAAUGCUCAAAAACAAGAAAAAAUCUACGAUUCUAAAUUAGGAAAUAAUAGACGAACACCAACACCAAUUAGCGACACAGAAUUUAUAGAUGACGAUGUAAAUGGAACAAAAAGAAGAAGAAAAUUACCAGCUCGUCCAUCAGAAAGCGAAAUGAAAGAAAUCGAUCAAGUCAAAGUUGAACUACAAAAGGCAGUAUCCGACAGGGAUGAAUUACAAGCUACUGUUGAAGAAUUAGAAACGGAAUUUGCCGAAACAAUUGAAAAAAAUCAUAAAUUACAAAUUGAAGUUGCAGCCUUAAGACAGCAAUUGGAAGAUGGUGAUAUUGAUCCGAAAAUUGGUAAAUUACAAGAAUUAGCGAUCGAACAGGAAAGAAAAGACUUGGAGCAUUCGUAUAAAAUGGAAGUUGCCGAAAUAGAGGAGCUCAGGGAUAGAGAGAGAGAAGAGAUGGAAGCGAAAUUGGAGGAGGAACGGACUCGGUUUGAAGAAUUAUUAGAGAACAAAUUGAAAGAGAAGGAGGAAGAACUGCAAAAAGUUUUUGCCAACGAUCUUCAAGACGUUAGGAUUAGGUGCGAAUCAGAAAAGAAUCUAUUCGUUCAAAAAAUGAAUGCGGAAAAGGAAGAGGAGUUGCAAAAACUUCGUGAUGAAAAUGAGAAACAAAAAGAUAGCGAUAACAAUCAGGAUAUUGUUGAUCGUUUAAAUAAGAAAAUUGCCGAAUUAGAAAUUCAACUUAAAUUACAAAGAGAAGAGUUAGAACUGGAAUUUGAACAGAGAAAGAAGGCCAUUAUAGAAGAAUUUGAGAGGGAGAAAAGUGAUUUAGAAAAGGUUCAUCGAUCCAAGAUAUACGAUUACGAACAAAUGUUUGAACAGGGUCCGAGUGUUCUUAAAGGCAAACUAAAGAAUGACUUUGAAAAGAUGCUAAACGACUAUAAAGAAGCUGAAAGAAAUAAAAUGAAAGAAGAAUUUGAUAACGAAACCAUUGAACUAAGCAAAGAAUUCGGUAAGAAGCUAGAAGAUGAGCAAGUAAGGUUUACGGAGGAAUUACAAGAAGAGAGGAUAAAGCUACAAGAAAACUAUGAUAAAGAAAAUUCAGCUUUAAAAGCUCAACUUAAUGAAGUAAAGGACUCUUUAGACAAAACCAAAGACUCUUCUACCUUAAUCCAAAAUUUACAAACUGAAUUACAGGAAAAGGAUGAUGAACUUUUGAAACUGCAACAACUUCAAACAAAGAGCCGAGAAAAAGAAAUUGAGAAUAAUGAGAGAUAUUUCGAUUUGGAAAGACAAAAGAACGAUUUGGAGAAAAAGUAUCAGGAGCUUAUCGAUGAUUCAACAAGAGAAAAGAAUGACUUAAAUGUGGAAAUUAAGCGUUUAGAAUGUGAUAUUGAAGAUCUCAAAGAUAAGAUAUCAAAUGCUCAAAAAGAGAUGAAUAGGCAGGAUGAUUAUGUUGAUAACUUGAAAGAGUUUGAAAAGCAAUUAGAAACCAGAAAGAAACAUGAACAAGAGAAUCUAAAUGCCGCUAUGAAGUACCGUAAAGAAGUCGAUGACCUAGAUUUUAAGUUGAAAGAUGCUGAAAUCUUACUGAAACAGGAAAGGUCGAAAAUUGAAGAUUUAGAGAUAGAACUCAGGGAUAAGAAUGAAAUGGAAAAAAUACAAUUGAAGAUGAAAAAUGAGGAGGAAAGUGAAAAGGAAAGAUUAAAUUCUUCUAAAAGAUUUUACGCUAUGGACGAUACCGAUAAGAAGAAGAACAGCGAACUUAUGGAUGAAAAGAACAACUUGGAACUAUCCUACGUCCGAUUACAAGAACGAAUAGGCAAUCUUUUAAAUCAGAAUCUUAGUAAAGAAUUAACAAAGGUUCAGAAGGAAAAUUGGGAAUUUGAAAGAGAUAGAAUGUCGGAGCAAUUAAAUAAAACCAAUGAAGAAAUGGCUGAGGUUCGGACCAUAAUGUCUCUUAGACAAUCGCAAAAUCAGAGAGAAAUUCAAAUAUUAAAAGAUAAACUGGACAACUCGGUUGAUACUCUUAAAUAUAGAAACGCUUGUAAUAAAUUAACGGAAGCUGAAUAUAAAAUUCGCCAAUUGGAAUCUAGAUUAAACGAAAGAUCGACACAUAUCAAUAAUAUUAUAACAGGCACUUUAAAUGAACAUAAAAAAGGUAUAUUAGACUUGGAAGAUGAGAAAGAAAAGGUCAAGAGGCAAUUGGACAAUACUAAGGAAGUCUUAGACGAUCACGUGAGAAAAUUACAAAGACAAGUAUAUUGUUCUAUGGUUAAUUAA
This is a messenger RNA of Dimorphilus gyrociliatus, 3943 nucleotides long. NCBI's taxonomy places the organism in Eukaryota, Metazoa, Annelida, Polychaeta, Dinophilidae. The record is from the annotation of a GenBank genome assembly.